CCAUCCUCCAUUUAUUCUCUGAGCUCUCUCUGCCACCUUCUUUGUAUUUUUGUUUUUCCGUUCACUUUUGUCUCUCACACUUAGUCUAGAUCCUCUCUGCCUUUCAGUAUAAGCAGCUGGGUUUAGGAAAGAUGUCGAAAGAUGGAAUCUUUGAUCUCGCAUCUGGGCUGGGUGGUAAGAUUGACAAGGCGGAGGUUCUGUCUUCUGUUGACAAGUAUGAGAAGUACCAUGGUUACUAUGGAGGCAAAGAGGAGGAGAGAAAGAAAAACUACACUGACAUGGUCAAUAAAUAUUAUGAUCUUGCCACUAGUUUCUAUGAAUAUGGCUGGGGAGAAUGUUUCCACUUUGCACCAAGAUGGAAAGGAGAAUCCCUGCAAGAGAGUAUUAAGCGCCACGAGCACUUCAUUGCAUUACAGUUAAACUUGAAACCUGGACAGACGGUCUUGGACAUAGGAUGUGGGAUUGGUGGACCAUUAAGAGAAAUUGCACGUUUCAGUCGUACAAAGGUCACAGGCCUCAACAACAACGAAUAUCAGAUAAGUAGAGGAAAGGUGUUGAACCGUGCAGCAGGAUUAGAGCAAACUUGUGGCUUUGUGAAGGCGGACUUCAUGAAAAUGCCAUUCCCUGACAAUAGCUUUGAUGCUGUAUAUGCGUUGCAAGCUACUUGCCAUGCACCCGAUAUAGUUGGAUGCUACAAGGAGAUAUAUAGAGUACUCAAACCUGGUCAGUGUUUUGUUGCUGAUGAAUGGUGCAUCACUGAUUCCUACAAUCCCCACAGCUCAGAGCACCAGAAAAUCAAGAUUGAACUCGAGCUUGGUAAUAGCCUCCCUGAAAUAAGGCUGACCUCGCAAUGCCUUGAAGCUGCCAAGAAAGUGGGAUUUGAAGUUGUUUGGGAGAAGGAUCUUGCAGAGGAUUCACCUAUCCCUUGGUAUUCGUCGAUGGAUACAAGUUUCUCACUCAGUAGCUUCCGUCUAACAGCUGCUGGGCGUUUUAUGCUCCGAAAUUUGGUCAAGGCACUCGAAUGCGUGGGAAUUGCUCCCGAAGGAAGCCAAAGGGUUUAUGAGUUCUUAGCGAAAUCAGGAGAAGCACUUGUUGCCGGUGGAAAGAAAGGCAUCUUCACGCCAAUGUACUUCUUCGUUGUACGCAAGCCCAUCUCAGCGAGCGAGUAAUGUGGAAGCAAGGCCUGCAUAGUUGCGGGAAAUCUACAAGAACCCAUAUCUGGAUUCCUAGCUGGCUUAAGGUGCUUGUCUGCUUUGAUUGUGUGUGGUUCAACUCCAGUUUUUAGCAAGUGAUAUUUGCUUCCUGCUUUAUCUCUGUUGCAGCCCUGGGAAUAUUAUGUAGUUUAAUUUGCUCAUCAGUGUACUACCUAGAAUUAGUUCUUCCGCCGUUGAUUGUGGCUAAGGUUGUGAAUAUUGUGUUGUCUGAAGAUAGAUUUUUAAUGUGGUGCAGCCCAGAAAUCAGCAUUGUUAGCUGUCAUGUUUUUUUUUUUUCCCUAAGAAUGUUUCCAGAUUGGCAAAAACUUGUGGUGGUGAUCUGUGAGACGGUCUCACACAAGUGUUGCUUUUCCGAAUUAGAUUGUGAAAUAAUAUGAACCACAUAAAUUGUCUUAAAA
Messenger RNA from Ipomoea triloba (trilobed morning glory), 1612 nucleotides. RefSeq names its product cycloartenol-C-24-methyltransferase 1-like. The record is from RefSeq and is a predicted model, not a curated record. The coding region runs from base 132 to 1169 and encodes 345 amino acids. Gene Ontology annotation, biological process: sterol biosynthetic process. Lineage: Eukaryota; Viridiplantae; Streptophyta; Magnoliopsida; Solanales; Convolvulaceae. The transcript has 14 exons. Gene Ontology annotation, molecular function: sterol 24-C-methyltransferase activity. Gene Ontology annotation, cellular component: endoplasmic reticulum.